GUGCAGUUCUCACUCAUCUACUUCUGUGUAAUGGAAGACACUGAGCAGCUGUUGGCGGGGAGGUCAGACAGCAGGAGGCUAAACGGCCACUGCAGAUGGAGCACCCGCACCCUGGAGUCAAAGAUGGUGGAGGACUUCAGACGGAGGCUCAAGUACUUCUUCAUGAACCCUUGUGAGAAAUACAAAGCAAGGGGUCGGAAGCCAUGGAAAAUGAUGUUACAAAUAUUAAAAAUUGCGAUCAUCACAGUCCAGUUAGUCUCCUUUGGACUGAGCAACGAAAUGAUGGUCACCUUUAAGGAACAAAACCUCAUGACAUUUAGACACCUGUUUCUAAAAGGAUACAAGGAUCAUCAUCUGGGAAGCUACGCACUGUACACCAAAGCAGAUGUGUAUGAUCACAUGUACUACAUUAUCAACAGGUACAUAAAUCUCCAAAACCUGACAGUGGGUAAUCUUGCAUACGAGAGGACUGAUGGAAAGUACACUCCUCUGUCUGUGUGUCAAGAGUUUUACAGAAACGGCAGCAUCGAUCCCGGAAAUGAGACCUUUCACAUCGACCCACAUAUUGAUAAAGAUUGUGUUUCCAUUUUCCCCGUGCAGUCGGUCGACAACAGCAGCGUGGCGACACUUGUGAACUUCUCCUUAGAUUUCAAAAGGCUGCUAUCAGUGAGCAUCUACCUAACUCUGAAAACCAUCAAUCUGCAGACUGUGCGCAACCAUGAGCUGCCAGACUGCUAUGACUUCCAUAUCAUGAUCAUGUUUGACAAUCGAGCACACAGUGGAAGGAUAAAGGUUGAUGUUGAAAAUGAUGUCAGAAUUUAUGAAUGCAGAGACUGGAAUGUGGAAGGAACUUCUGACAAGAACGAUUACCUCCUAAUGUCGUUUGAUUCUGUGGUCAUCCUCGCCUGCCUCACCUCUCUCAUCCUCUGCUUGCGGUCUGUCAUCAAUGGCAUCCAGCUGCAGUUUGAGUUCAACAUAUUCUUCCACGCCUACUUCAAGAAAAUUGUGAGUUGGUCAGACCGCAUGGAGUUUGUGAAUGGCUGGUACAUCCUUAUCAUCAUCAGCGACACACUGACCAUCGCUGGGUCUGUGCUCAAAAUUGGAAUACAAACAAAGUACCUGACAAACUAUGAUGUCUGCAGUAUCCUGCUGGGAACAGCCACAAUGCUCGUCUGGGUCGGUGUGAUCCGUUACCUUGGAUUCUUCAAGAAAUAUAAUAUCUUAAUCUUGACCCUCAGAGGGGCAUUUCCAAAUGUGAUUAGAUUCUGCUGUUGUGCUGCCAUGAUCUACCUUGGGUACUGUUUCUGUGGUUGGAUUGUCCUUGGGCCUUACCAUGACAAGUUCCGAACACUUGACAAAGUGACAGAGUGCCUCUUCUCUCUUAUCAACGGGGACGACAUGUACGCCACCUUCCUGAACAUGAGAGAUAAGAGCUACAUGGUGUGGCUCUUCAGCCGACUUUACCUCUACUCCUUCAUCUCCCUCUUCAUCUACAUGGUGCUCAGCCUCUUCAUCGCUCUUAUAACGGACACAUAUGAGACCAUCAAGCAUAACCAGCAGGACAUGGCGCCAGUGUCCCAGCUUCAGGCCUUCAUAGCAGAGUGCAGGGACCAGCCUGAGUCUGGAAGAUACCAGACUGAUGAAGAGCCAGCUUCCUGCUGCCUCUCUCCAUGCUGCUGCCUUGGAUGAAGUUAGAAAAAUGUGGAUUUUUCUAAAGGGCUGGCAUAUCAAGUGUGACUGAAUAAAGCCACAAACAGUCCAUACUGUAUUAAGAAAAAGACAAAUUAAGAUAUUGAUAUUUAAAUAGAUUUUAAAAUAUAUUGCUCUGCAGUAGGACUUUUCACUCAGGUUUCUGAACACUACUGACUUGAAAUGCAUAACUUCCUCAUUUUAAGACCUUGCACAUUUCUCUUUUUUUUUCAGGUGUAAAAAACUUUUAGAUAUAAUUUCAAUAUCAAUAUGCACAAACAACA
Molecule: messenger RNA, 1973 nt
Organism: Notolabrus celidotus (New Zealand spotty)
Lineage: Eukaryota; Metazoa; Chordata; Actinopteri; Labriformes; Labridae
Gene: mcoln3a
Product: mucolipin 3a
Exons: 13
Coding region: 31-1689 (552 amino acids)
Cellular component (GO): lysosomal membrane; plasma membrane
Molecular function (GO): NAADP-sensitive calcium-release channel activity
Source: RefSeq, a predicted model, not a curated record